Nymphaea colorata (pocket water lily) is the source of this 1419-nucleotide messenger RNA. RefSeq names its product oxysterol-binding protein-related protein 4C-like. The transcript is spliced from 7 exons. Gene Ontology annotation, cellular component: cytosol; membrane; intracellular membrane-bounded organelle. The record is from RefSeq and is a predicted model, not a curated record. Lineage: Eukaryota; Viridiplantae; Streptophyta; Magnoliopsida; Nymphaeales; Nymphaeaceae. Gene Ontology annotation, molecular function: sterol binding. Bases 102 to 1289 code for a protein of 395 amino acids.
CUCUGUUAUAUAUAUUGGACCCUCUUAUUCAUUCUGAGAGAACAGCUCUCCCAUCGUGAGGAGAAACGACGAUACUCUGUCGAGAUCUCUCUCUCUCCAAGAUGGUGCAGUAUCGGGUGGAGGAGGAAGGGAAUAUUAACAAUGAGAUGGAGGGGAUUCCGGCGGAGCCCAUCUUGACUGCGCCGAUGACACUCGAGGGCGACAGCGACAACGCCAGCAGCCACAAGGCGCCGGGCAUCGUGCCCAAGGUCAUCAGCCUCUUCAAGUCUGUGCGCCCUGGCUCCGAUCUCACCAAGUUCCAGCUUCCUCCAACAUUCAACAUGCCAAAGUCUCAGCUUCAAUCCUAUGGUGAAUGUGUUUAUUCCAUUGGAGAAGAUCUGCUGGGCAGGUGCGCCGAGGGGAAGAGCAGCUUAGAGAGAUUCAAUGCAGCAGUUGCUUGGUGCAUCUCCACAACUAGGCCGGUUGCCUUUGGCAUGGCUCCUUUCAACCCCAUUCUUGGAGAAACGCAUCAUGUUUCCAUGGGAAGCCUCAAUGUCUUGCUUGAGCAGGUAUCCCAUCACCCACCUGUGUCAGCUCUUCAUGCAACAGAUGAGGGUAGGGGCAUUGAAUUGAUUUGGUGCCACACUCCUGUCCCAAGGUUCACUGGUGCAGCAGUAGAAGGUGUAAUUCAGGGGUAUAGGCAAAUAAGGCUACAGAAUUAUGGUGAGAACUAUGUGAUGGGUUGUCCCAAACUCGUUAUCAGAUUCCUGCCCAUUCCACUAGUUGAGUGGGUCGGAAACGUAACGGUCCGAUGCACUGAGUCGGGCCUUGAGGCCAUUCUGACCUACAAGGGACAGUCUAUUCUUGGAUUUGGAGGAAACAGAGUAAUUAAAGGGAAGGUUUUUGAUUCGUUGACAAAGACAACUUUAUACGAGCUCGAUGGUCAUUGGGACAAGGUGGUGACCAAGAAGGAAGUAGCAACUGGCAAAGUUUCUAUUCUAUACCAUGCAAGGAAAGCAUUAGCUGGACUCAGGACACCUGUACUGAAGGAUAAAAAGCAGGGGCUUCUACCAAGCGAGUCAUCCUUGGUCUGGGCUGAGGUGAGCAAAGCUAUUCUGAACAAUGAUUGGGACAGUGCUAGGGAAGCCAAGAAGAGGAUUGAAGAAAGAGAGAGAAAAUUACAAAGAGAAAGAGCCUCCAACGGAAUUUCAUGGUCCCCCAGGUACUUCAGCCUGGUGAGAACCAAGGAGAAUGGGUGGGAGUGCUCACCAAAGAAAUCCUUAGUUCAUGCAGCACCUAUUGUAAUUUGACUGUGAUAUAGAAAGUCCUACAGAAAAAGUGAAGAUGUGAUACUGUUCAUUUUUUUGCAUUGCCUUUGCAGAUCAAUGUUAUAUGACUUGUAUAAUAACAUAUAGGGGUCUCUCAUUCUCUUGCUCGUUU